Messenger RNA from Bactrocera dorsalis (oriental fruit fly), 1826 nucleotides. RefSeq lists its product as uncharacterized. NCBI's taxonomy places the organism in Eukaryota, Metazoa, Arthropoda, Insecta, Diptera, Tephritidae. Bases 469 to 963 code for a protein of 164 amino acids. The record is from RefSeq and is a predicted model, not a curated record. The transcript has 4 exons.
UUUUUUACUAAUAGGAAAGGCAGAUCCUUCAAUCACGCUCUCGGCAUAUUCUGAUUAAUGACUUUUUCGCGAAAAAUCGGUAUCUAAUGUACAUUAUGGAUGCUUCUCAAACAUGAGUGUUAACUAAAAACUUUCUUACGCUUCUCUACGACUUGAUUCAUUUACCUUUGGAAUAGAGAAUAUAUGUAUAUCUAAAUACAUGCAUACUUGUACAAAUGUAUAAGUAUAUAGAGAGAGAUGAAGAAAGAGUACGAAAGGGGCACGUGUAGCAUAAAUUUUUCUAUUUUUUUUCUAUAUUUACAAUAGUUCGUAGUGGAACAUCGGACACAUUCCUCAACAGUCACAACAAUUGGGGGAAACAGUGAAUAUUAUUUUCAAAUAUUGCUACGUUUAGUGAAAUUUAAUUAAAUUAGACAAAUUUUUAGUGAAUGUUCUUAAAAAAAUACGAAUUUUUCCAAAACGGUAAAAAUGUUGACACAAUUCUGUUGCUUGCGUUUGGAAACCACUGCAAAAAUUAUCGGUUGGUUGGGAAGCUUUGUAACUAUCGUUGUAAUUAUCAUUUGCGCAGAGUUGUUAAGAAAUGCGCGUGCUCUUGUUGGAACUUUGACGAGAAGAGGCUAUCAUUUUGACGAUCCGGAGGGCGCUGGAACUGUACUGAUUAUAAUACUUGCUGUCGGUAUUGUUGUUCUUUUCAUCAAUGCAUUUGCAAAUGCUGGUUUGGUGUUCGGCACAAUCAAGAAACAUCACAAGUUGAUCCUGCCCUGGUUGAUCAUCACCGCUAUAGGAACUGUGCUUAGCUUAGUGGCUCUAAUUAUUUAUGGGUUUUAUAGUACCAUUUUCGGAGUUGUCUUUAUUACAUAUCUCUGGAUUGUCAUGUAUUCACUAUACAGCAAAAUCAAGACGGAAAACGAGCAACGUUCCUUUAAACGCGGUGCUAGAUCUAUUGCUAGGCAAAUUGCGUAAAAAAUAUAUUAAAUAUUGCAUACACACUGUUUACAUGUAUAAAUUUAUAUGCAUAUUUAGUUUUAUACAUGUAAUAACAGUAAUAAUUAGCAUUUACAAAAGGACUUUGCCUCAUACAAAUCUUCGCUGCCAUUAAUUAACCAUUUUUUAUACACUAGGGUGGCUAAAAAAAAUUAAAUAUUACUUUUACUUAUACUUAUAUUAUCACAGAGAUCUAAAGCAGUAAAUUUUCUACAAAUCUAUGCGUUUUUAGAAUUAUAAUAUUUUAUUUUUUUAACUAUAAAAUUCGUAAGAUACAAAAUUUGCCUUAAAUUAAUCAAUUUUUAAACGUUAACACCUUUUAAACGGUUAGGUUUACGAAAACAUUUUUUAAGACCUCUUUCAAAAAGCAUUCAAUUUCCUACAAGUUCUAUGAAACAAAAUAUUUUUUCAAGUAGUUGGAAACAAGAUAUGAAUCUUCCAUCUAAUAAUAAGAAAAAAAUAGAAAACUAUAAGGCGAAGGAACUUCCCGUUACAAUUAAGAGCUCAUACCUGGAGAGGCUUUUUAGAAGUGUCUAAGAAGCUGCUUUUCAGAGUGCUUCAAGUGUUUAAGAACCUGUUUUUCAGAGUACCAGCAAAAAAAAUAUUAGUUUUUGGACCCACCUUAAUAUAUACACUUACAUAUGUACAUGUAUAUUUAGCUCGGAAGUUAUUUAUAAUUUCUUAAUGAAUUUUCCAAUGAUUAGAGUAUGUUAUGCAUUGCUUAUAAUUAUCAAUACAAGCGCCAACUAGUGUUGAUUGUAACGCAAGCGAGUAAUUAAACGUCGCGUGUUUGUAUAAAUAUGUACUUAAUUUUAUACAUAUGUACAUAUGUAUGUAUGUAU